AGAUAUCUUCUUUCAGUCUAGUGACAGGAUGUUUCCUUGGAUAUUCCUUUUUACUUUUAUUACGUUUAAAAAAAAAGACUUGUAAACAAAAACUUUGAUCUAAAAAAAAACCUAGAGAGAGCGAGAAAAAAAAGGAAGCCGCCGUCCUUCCAUCUUCUCCGGUCGAUGGCUCUAUGCCGUUGGUACUGUGAGAAGAUGGAAACCCCCUCUGUCUUGUUUCGAUCUUGCUUAAGUCGGGUUUUUUAGUUUAGAGGAUUCCAGAUCUGGCCAAAAGCUUUAUCUCCUUGUUCUGAAGCAGAGUCUCAGAUCGGAAUCCAUGGCUGUCGAUCUCGUCAGAUCUAUGGUUUGUGGUGGUGAGUUUAUGGUUACCGGCUGGAUUGAUUGAGAGCGUGUCAAGUAAGGUCUGGUUGGCUCUGCCGUGGUCUUGAGGUUGGAGGCGCUUUGACGGCUCGUGAUGAGCCCCUACAGAGGUCAAUGGCGAGUUGUAGUUGGAUCUGAAGGGAGUUAAUGGAGCGCAUCUGUGGUGAUGGCGCAGAGUAACCUUUUCCAUAGUCCAUUGACGUGGUCAGUUGGUUCUGGAGAGGUCGGUGGAGCAGAGGCGCUUAUGAGACACAAUCUACAACAACGGUUAUCCAUAACUUAUCGGUUCGGUUUGUUUACUCUAUGGCUGGGUUUGAGUCUUCUCUAGUUUGUUUAGGCAUGGAUCCUGUUGUCAUUAGUUAUGUCUGUUCUUUUUCUAGUUUAAGUGUGUCUAAGUCUGAUCUUGUCUCCGAGAUUGUAACUAUGCAAUCGUCGGCUUAUGGUUCGAGGGUUGUGUCUCUAAACUGUUGGCUUUGGAUUAUGGUGUUGUUUCAUUACGACAGUCUUUGUAACGUGUAUGUUUGGCUCUUUCCAGUUUGAAAUCAAUAUAACAACAGACAACAAAAAAAAAAAAAAAAAACUUGUAAAAUAAGUUUAUAAAAUAAUUCGUGAAAAUUUUGCGAACCCGUAACUCAAUAAAGUGUCGUUUCCAUUAAAAUCAACAAAGUUGAAAACACGUUUAAUAAAAAAGAGAAAGUGUAAGGGGGGGGGGGUUCGAAUAGCAAAGACGGCUUUCUAAUUUACGUUUUUCGCUUUUUUUAGUAGUUAAGCCCAACAGACAAAGUAAAUGGCCCAUUAAUAUUAGUUUUAGGCCUUUUUAAUUUUCCUCACUCGCUCAAGGUCUUAGACGACCAUAACAAAUUAGGUUUCAGUCUUCUAGGGUUUUAACUUUUUUUAAGGUUUCCGCACAACUCACACUCUCUGUUAAACUUCCAUACACAUCUCAUCAUCAUGACUACUGAAGAGAAAGAGAUCCUCGCCGCCAAAUUGGAAGAACAAAAGAUAGAUCUUGAUAAGCCUGAAGUUGAGGAUGAUGAUGACAACGAUGAGGAUGACUCCGAUGAUGAUGAUGACGCAGAGGGACAAGAUGGAGAGACAGGUGGCAAAUCAAAACAAAGCAGAAGUGAGAAGAAGAGUCGCAAAGCCAUGCUUAAACUCGGGAUGAAACCCAUUACUGGUGUCAGCCGUGUCACCGUCAAAAAGAGCAAGAACAUCAUGUUUGUCAUAUCAAAGCCUGAUGUGUUCAAGAGUCCAGCAUCAGACACAUAUGUGAUCUUUGGAGAGGCGAAGAUCGAGGACAUGAGCUCUCAAAUUCAGUCACAGGCUGCACAGCAGUUCAAGGCUCCAGAUCUCAGCAGUAUGAUCUCAAAGGGUGAAUCUUCGUCGAGUGCUGCAGUGGUUGAGGAUGAUGAUGAAGAGGUUAACGAGGAAGGUGUUGAGCCAAAGGACAUUGAGUUGGUGAUGACCCAAGCUGGAGUUCCUAGGCCAAGGGCUGUGAAGGCUCUCAAGGCUGCUGAUGGAGAUAUUGUCUCUGCUAUCAUGGAGCUUACCACCUAAACUUAAAUCUCUUCUACUUAGAGCUGUGGUUUAACAUGUCCCAGUGAGUGUAAGGAUUCAGAAAUUUUUGUUUUUCAUGUUUUCUCGAGUGAUUUUCAAUGUUGUAUUAGUAUAGACCUCAUAAGUUAUUGAAUUUCAGUUUGAUUUGAUAUCGAAUAUUAUGAAUUUUUUGCGUUCAGAGUCAUCAGUCAGUUUCUGGCA
Messenger RNA from Eruca vesicaria subsp. sativa (arugula), 2118 nucleotides. NCBI's taxonomy places the organism in Eukaryota, Viridiplantae, Streptophyta, Magnoliopsida, Brassicales, Brassicaceae. The record is from the annotation of a GenBank genome assembly.